Molecule: messenger RNA, 237 nt
Organism: Caenorhabditis remanei
Lineage: Eukaryota; Metazoa; Nematoda; Chromadorea; Rhabditida; Rhabditidae
Exons: 2
Coding region: 1-237 (78 amino acids)
Source: RefSeq, a predicted model, not a curated record
AUGUCACAUUUAAAAAGAAUCCAAGAGACGCCAAUUGCUGUUUCAUCUUGUUUUAAAAAUGAGAAGAAAAGCUAUGGCAUCGCUAUCGCUGCUCAGGCUUCGAGAAUUUAUCAAUUCAAUGCGAGCGCCGGAGGCGAGUGUGGAAUGGAAUGGAGCGGUUUGUUUGAACAUCCACCACUCUCCGUCCAUACGAAGCCUUCCUCUGCAGACGAAGAAGAAGACGACGACGAUAGUUGA